This is a messenger RNA of Juglans microcarpa x Juglans regia, 3703 nucleotides long. Its product is annotated as squamosa promoter-binding-like protein 1. Gene Ontology annotation, molecular function: DNA binding. The record is from RefSeq and is a predicted model, not a curated record. The coding region runs from base 371 to 3394 and encodes 1007 amino acids. Lineage: Eukaryota; Viridiplantae; Streptophyta; Magnoliopsida; Fagales; Juglandaceae. The transcript is spliced from 10 exons. Gene Ontology annotation, cellular component: nucleus.
GGAAACCUUAGUUCUUGAAGUUUGUUUCAUUGAUCCGGGGCUUCUUGGUAGUUGAUUUUGGAGGGUUCGAUGGUUAAUUGAAGCUUUAUUCGAUAGGCCACGGUUUUGGGGUUUGCUUUUUGUGUAGUUGAUUUUGAGGUCUUGGUGGUUUGAAAGCUUUGUUUGGUAUGUGGGUUGCACUUAAUUGGAGUCAUGGUCGUGUCGGUGUACUGUUUCUGGACUUAUGGGGAAGAAGUGAAGCUGAUUAGCUGAGAGUUGUGGUUGACUCAACUUUGGGUCUUGAGCUCGGUUUUCUGCAAUUGGAUUGGAUUUUCUGGGUUUGUGCUGUUUUGGGUGGUUUGGAUCUUUUUGGGAAUUCUGGGUUUGAUUCAUGGAUGCCAGAUUUGGUGGUGAAGAUCAUCAUUUCUAUGCUAUGCGUACUGCGGCUUUGCGUGCCAUGGGGAAGAGGAGUUUGGAGUGGGAUUUGAAUGAAUGGAAAUGGGAUGGGCAUCUUUUCACGGCCAGCCCAUUGAAUCUGGUGCCAUCAGGUAGCAUGGACCAGCAAUUUUUCCCCCUUGGAUCUGGGAUUCCACCAACUGGGGGCUCGUCGAAUAGUUCUUCGUCAUGCUCUGAUGAGGUGAAUCUGGGAAUUGAGAAAGUGAAGAGGGAAUUGGAGAAGAGGAGGAGGGUUAAUCUGCUGGAAGAGGGCAAUUUGAACGAUGAAGAAGCAGGUACCCUUGCUUUGAAGCUUGGCGGGCAAGGUUAUCAGGUGCCUGAGAGGGAAGUAGGAAACUGGGAAGGAAUGAGUGGAAAGAAGACUAAGUUGGUUGGGUGUACUUCAAACCGUCCCAUUUGUCAAGUGGACAACUGUGGAGCUGAUCUGAGCAUCGCCAAGGAUUAUCAUAGGCGGCACAAGGUAUGUGAGAUGCAUUCCAAGGCCAGUAAGGCGCUUGUGGGGAACAUCAUGCAACGAUUCUGUCAGCAGUGUAGUAGGUUUCAUGUACUUCAGGAAUUUGAUGAGGGGAAGCGAAGCUGUCGUAGACGUUUGGCCGGCCACAAUAAACGGAGGAGGAAAACAAAUCCUGAUACUGUUGUUAAUGGAAGUACACUGAACGAUGAUCAGACUAGUGGUUAUCUAUUGAUUAGUCUAUUGAGGAUACUUUCCAACAUGCACUCCAACAGAUCUGACCAAGCCACGGAUCUGGAUCUACUAACACAUCUUCUAAGGAGCCUUGCCAGACAAAGUGGUGAACACGGGGGAAAAAACAUACCUGCGAUUAUGCAGGAUCCUCCAAGUUCGCUAAAUGCUCCAAAUUCGAUAAAUGCUGGGAAUUCACAUGGAAAUUCCGAGUUGGUUUCUACUUUACUCUUAAACAGUACUGAAGCCCCUUCGAGGCCUCCUAAACAGCAUCACUCUAUACCUGUAUCUGAAAUUCCACAGCAAGGCCGGAGUGUAGAUGAUGCUAGAAGUGAAGACAUACAAACCGCCUCUUCUACAAAACCAUGCAGUUUGAACAGCCCUCAAGCUUACUCAGAAGUUGGAAAUGGUACUGCACAGCGGAUCAAGAUGAACAAUUUUGACUUGAAUGACAUAUAUAUUGACUCAGAUGAUGGCAUGGAAGAUAUUGAGAGAUCGCCUGUCCCUGCUAAUACGGGGACUAGCUCCCUCGACUCUCAUCAGUCAAGUCCACCUCAAACUAGUGGACAUUCAGAUUCAGUGUCUACCCAGUCGCCUGCAAGUUCAAGUGGAGAUGCUCAGAGCCGCACAGAUCGAAUUGUAUUUAAACUAUUUGGGAAAGAACCAAGCGAUUUUCCUCUUGUACUGCGAGCACAGAUUCUUGACUGGUUAUCACACAGUCCUACUGACAUUGAGAGCUAUAUUAGGCCUGGUUGUAUAAUUCUGACUAUUUAUCUACGUCAGGCUGAGGCUGCAUGGGAGGAACUCUGUCAUAACUUGAGUUCCAGUUUAAAAAGGCUUUUGGAUGUCUCAGAUGACUCUUUCUGGAGAACAGGAUGGGUUUAUAUCAGGGUGCUGCAUCAAAUAGCCUUUGUUUACAAUGGUCAGGUUGUUAUAGACACAUCCUUACCUCUCAGAAAUAAUAAUUAUGGUAAAAUAAUGAGUGUCAAACCUAUCGCCAUAUCUGCAUCUGAGAGAGCUCAGUUUCUAGUUAAAGGCAUUAACCUGACUCGGCCUGCCUCAAGGUUACUAUGUGCACUUGAAGGGAAUUAUCUGGUCAUGGAAAAUACUCAUGAUUCAAUGGACACUUGUCAUAACUUUGGGGAGCAUGAUGAGCUCCAAAGCAUCCACUUUUCUUGCUCUAUUCCUGCAGUGAAUGGAAGAGGAUUCAUUGAGAUUGAAGAUCAUGGCUUUAGCAGCAGCUUUUUUCCUUUUAUAGUCACAGAGGAAGAUGUUUGUUCAGAGAUUCGUUCACUUGAGAGUGCAUUGGAGUUGACUGGAACUAAUUCUGAUUUUGAGGGGGCUGGAAUGGAAGCCAAGAAUCAAGCCUUGGAUUUUAUCCAUGAAAUGGGUUGGCUUCUUCAUAGAAACCAGCUGAAGUCUAGAUUUGGUCACUUGAAUUCUAAUGCAGACCUCUUUCCUCUUAAACGGUUCAAGUGGCUCAUGGAGUUCUCGAUGGACCAUGAUUGGUGCUCUGUAGUGAGAAAGCUACUGGACAUCCUGCUUGAUGGAACUGUGGGUGCAGGAGAACACCCUUCCCUGAAUCUUGCAUUAGGUGAGAUGGGUCUCCUUCACAGAGCUGUAAGGAGAAAUAGGAGGGCAUUGGUGGAGCUUCUUUUAAGAUAUCAGGUUUCAGACGAAUUGAGAUCUAAAACCAUGGUGUUGUUUGGUGGCGGCACUGAAAGCUUCUUGUUUAGACCUGAUGUUUUAGGCCCUGGAGGUUUGACACCACUUCACAUUGCAGCCGGUAAAGAUGGUUCUGAGAAUGUAUUGGAGGCAUUAACAGAUGAUCCCAAAAUGGUGGGAAUUGAAGCCUGGAAGGGUGCUCAUGACAGCACUGGUGCCACACCUGAAGAUUAUGCUCGCUUACGUGGCCAUUUUUCGUACAUCCAUCUGCUGCAAAAGAAAAUUAACAAAAGAUCAGCUGGGCAUUUGGUGGUUGAUAUUCCCAAUGUUCUCUCAGACUGCAGUGCAAAUCAGAAGCAACAUGAUGAACUGGUCGCCAGCUUUGAAAUGGGGACUGAAUUGAGACAUAUCCAACAACAAUGCAAGCUUUGUGAUCAGAAACUUGCUUAUGGAACGGCUUGCAGGUCUCUGGUGUACAGGCCCGUUAUGCUUUCAAUGGUAGCUAUAGCGGCGGUCUGUGUCUGUGUGGCCCUUCUGUUUAAAAGCUCACCUGAAGUUAUGUACGUGUUCCGCCCCUUCAGGUGGGAAUCGUUGGACUGUGGUCCGAGCUAAGGUACAUUAACGUGAAGCUGAUAAUCAUGAUAAGGGUGUUAGUGUGUGCAUUUAUAGACAGUAGAAUAGAACCCUUGCCUUGGGUUGGGUUUGAAUUCAAUGACAUUAGUGGCAUAUACUUAAUUUAGUGUUCAGUGUACUUGCCUCAGGCUUGUUUAGUUACUUAAAAUAAGUACGUUCUAUGAUUCCAAGCUCUUUGACUCUCUCUGGGUUUGCCUUUGUAUUAGUGAGAUUCUUUCCUCGUAGGAUGAAUAAAGGAAUAUUAAGUUACUCUUAGUUCUUGAUCGGCAAAAGAAGGUACUUUGAAGA